Messenger RNA from Penaeus vannamei (Pacific white shrimp), 1589 nucleotides. RefSeq lists its product as uncharacterized. Lineage: Eukaryota; Metazoa; Arthropoda; Malacostraca; Decapoda; Penaeidae. Gene Ontology annotation, biological process: carbohydrate biosynthetic process. The record is from RefSeq and is a predicted model, not a curated record. Gene Ontology annotation, molecular function: sulfotransferase activity. Gene Ontology annotation, cellular component: membrane.
GGAAAAGAAGUUGCUAUCGCGUCCUCUUUCACUGUCCGCUGCGAUGGCCUUGUGGACUGAAGAAAAGGACCACGGAAAGGCGCGAAAAGUAUUAAAAACAAGAGGCAGAGGUGAUUUACGAAUAAAAAGAAGGAAAAAGUCCAAUAUUCCUACGCCGUUUCCUCAUUCCAAUCAGUUAUCCCCGUGGGUCGCUCCGUCGUCGCACGGAACCAAAAUAACAUUUGGAGAUAAAAAUAAACACGAGUGCAACAUCCACUGACCUCUCCCUCUAUCCUUCUCGACUGCGGGUGGAUAAGAAGGGGAUGUUUUGUUACGAAGCGGAGACGAUGUGCGGGUGUAUCUGUAUGUGCAUUUGACUAUUAUACAGAGAAGUAUCCCCAGAAACCCCAGGACUUUUGUCCCUGUGAUUCUUAUUAUGAUGAUAUUCUCGGUCUACCUUCUCGAUCCCCAAGUAACAUACAGCCAGGUCGUAAGUACACCCACCUCAGCCAUGCCACAGCUUAGCCUCCACACUGAGUCACAGCCGCGCGGAGAUUUACACCAGGUGUUCCGAGAGCGACGGGAGUACCUGCGGGAGAGAUGUCGGCGACUUCACCUAAAAGACAGGUUCCUCUCUCUGCCGUGGCGCCUUCACCUUACGUUCAGAGCUCCGGGGCCGCUCAGGGUGUGCGUGCCGUUCAAGAUAGGCUCGACGUCGUGGCGCGAAUUGAACAACCGCCUCAAGGAGCAGACUCUCCCUAACCUUAAGCCGGCUUCCGCCAUCUUGGUCAGGCAUCCGCUGUCCCGGCUGGCGUCCGCAUACAGAGACCGAUUCCUGAACGGACAGGCCAUCAGUGACUCGAACGAAAGCUGGAAGCAGAGAACGGGUUCGGAGGCGAACUGGAAUUACUACUGGUACGGCUACUGGCUGCCGGCGCUGAUUUCCUCGGGGCGCGUGGCUGCGUCGUCGGACUUCGAGGAAAUGCUGCGCCAAGACGUGGAGGUGUUCGACUUCAUAAGCAGACAUCACGUGGUGAAGGACGACCACGUGGAGAUCACGAGGGAGAACGAUUUCAGCGAGCAGGAUAAAUUCGUUGGCACCUACAUGGCCGUCGUAGGGAGGCAGAUGGGGCUGCAAGACGCCGUCGUCUUCGCCUACGGGAACAUGACGGAGCAGCUGAAGACCCGCUACGGAAAUGUUUCCUUCUCGUUCAACGAAUUUCUGGAGUUCGUCGUUUGGUCGAACGAUCUGGGCGUUCUGGAUAGCCACUGGACGCCCUGCACGGAGCUGUGCGUCCCUUGCAGACAGGACUACCAGUACAUCCUUCACCUGGAGACGAUUGCCCAAGAGUCCGAGGUCCUUCUGCAAGACGUAGGAUACCCGCAAGAGUUCCGACUUCCCGCCAAACACAGGACAAAGGAACACGCGAACGUAACCGACAGCGAUGAUCUCGCCUACUUUAAAAACGUUCCAAAGGAUUUAAUGGAAAGAAUUCUCAAAAUUUAUGAAUUUGACUUUGAUGUUUUCGGAUAUAAGCCAAACGAACUGCCAUGAUGACUGAAUUUAAGUACAGAUACAAUACAAUCGCUGUAUUCUUCAUCCUUUAAUA